GAAUCUACACAAGUACAACCGAACUUUUUCGGAUUUGUGCAAGCGCUGCCGACGAAGCAGGGCUUACAGCUGAUUGGUAUCAAAGUGAACCCACUGAAGAAGAGACUGAUUCCAUUGACAGCGAUCGCUCUCCCUUGUUAAAUAGAGAACUUUUGAGAGAUGCUCAUGUAUCAGUUGAUUCUGUUUAUUCUGUUGACCGAUCCAUUCUUUAUUCGAGCAAACUAGUGAUGGAGCGUCGUGCAUUAGAGUCUUUAGAGUGUGAUCUCGAUGAAAUCACUCAAACAAUCCUUUAUAAGAAAAAUUUCCCUGAAAACGGCUCCAUAAAAACCCCUUCUGCAAUUGUUUUGCAUUAUUGCUUGACUCAAAUUCGCGCUUCCUACAAUCUUGCAAAUGAGAUUAAUGAUCGUGCAACAACAAAGUUCGAUUCGAAUAAUAAAUUGCACGAGAAAAAGUUGUUGGAGCUAUGGAAUCUACUAAUGCCAAAUGAACAAUUGGAAGGUCGUUAUAGCGAACAAUGGACUAAAGUAUAUAUUCUUAUAGUUUGUAAAUAA
Racocetra persica is the source of this 551-nucleotide messenger RNA. The record is from the annotation of a GenBank genome assembly. NCBI's taxonomy places the organism in Eukaryota, Fungi, Glomeromycota, Glomeromycetes, Diversisporales, Gigasporaceae.